Austrofundulus limnaeus is the source of this 3512-nucleotide messenger RNA. Its product is annotated as zinc finger protein 462. Gene Ontology annotation, molecular function: RNA polymerase II cis-regulatory region sequence-specific DNA binding; DNA-binding transcription factor activity, RNA polymerase II-specific. The record is from RefSeq and is a predicted model, not a curated record. Gene Ontology annotation, biological process: regulation of DNA-templated transcription. NCBI's taxonomy places the organism in Eukaryota, Metazoa, Chordata, Actinopteri, Cyprinodontiformes, Rivulidae.
AAGAGCGCAUGGCUCCUCUGGAGGUCAGCCGCUCCAAGCUGUCCCGCCACCUCGAGGGCCUGGUGUUCCGGUGCCACAAGUGCACCUUCACAUGCUCCAGCGACCACGCGCUGCAGCUCCACCUGCAGAAGCACGACGAGAUCAAGCCCUACCAGUGCCAGCUCUGCUACUUCGACAGCAGCCGCCGCAGCCAGCUGGAGGAGCACCUGCGCCUCGAGCACAAAGUUAUCCGUAACUUUGAGCUGAUGGGCCGGGUCAACUUGGACCAGCUGGAGAUGAUACAGGAGCAAGAGAGCAGCACAGAGGAAGAAGAGGAGGGAGAAAUGAUGGAGAUGGCUGUGGACGGACAAGCUACUUUAGAAGAGGAUGAAGAGGAGGAGGAGGAAGAGGAGGAGGAGGAGCUGGACAAUGAAGAUGAAGGGAUGGAAAUAAUUGAAAACUUGGAGGACGACCAGGAAGAGAUGGAUGGUAAAGACACGGAGGAUGACAUCAAAGAGGAGGAGAGGGAGAUGGAGGAGGAAGAAGAGGAGGAGCUGGGAGAGGAAGAUGAGGAGGGAGAGGAAGAAGAGGAGGAGGAGGAGGAGGAGCUCAAGGAGAUGGUGGCAGAAAAGCCUGCCCAACAAGAGGUCCUUCCAUCUCCCAGCAGCUCUGGCUCCGGGCCGAGCAGCACAGAGAAGCGUCUUCCUUGUGAGUUCUGUGGCCGCUGCUUUACCAACAGCCUCGAAUGGGAGCGACACGUCCUUCGACACGGCAUGGUGGUCAACAACAAUCGCCUGGACACCAACUCCUCUUCAGCAAUAGAGGCCUCAGCUUCAUCGUCCACGGGCUCGUCUGUGUUUGCAGACUCCAAACUGGACCUGGCCAGCGACGGCAAAGAGGAAGAAAGCCCUGCUGACCUCUCUCUGACAAGUCAAAGCCAGUAUGCGGAAGACAAAGAAAUGCUUUACACCAAAAAGGAUCAGCAGUCUGGUUGAAGUGACCGUGGCCUCUUGGGAUUUUAUAUUAGGAAAUGUCGUGAAAGUGAUUGUAAGAAAGAAAAAAAAAAAAGAAAUGAAGCAAAGAGGCUAAAACUUAAAGAAAAGUGACUUUUUUUAUCAGUUGGUGCAUUAGUACAUUUUAGGUGUUACAUAUAUGAGUAUUAGGUUGUGCUGCAUAGGUCGAGCUCUUUACAUGGGCGGUCCCCUUGGACAGAUUUUAAUAUAUUGGUAACCAAUAGUGAACAGAACUCUUUAUUACUGACAUUCUGGUCAAAUCUACAGUAAAAAAAUAAAUAAAUAAAAUCCCACCUUGAUAAACUAAGCUAUUUAUGAGGACUGAUGUCCAAAGUGAUAAAUUAAUUCAGCUUUUUAUUAUUUCAAGCACCUUUUACUGUAAUCUCCCCCACCCCCACCCCACUCCUACUGCUCACCCACAACAGGGUCUCCAUGAUUUUACCCCCCAAAAAAGAAAAAAAAUGUGAAAAGCAACAAAAGAGCUGCCUGUUCUUAUUUCUUCAUAAAAUUUGGGACUUUUUUUUCCAUCUUGUGUUCUGAUAUUCCUUAAAGAAUAGCACCUUAUCUAUUUCAGUAAAAACCCAAAUAACGUUUUCUUCAUUUGUAGAGAUUUUAAACGUUUGCUCCAAGUUUCUGUAGCAAAUUGCUAUAUUCUAUUCUCCUUAAUAUUAUACUGAGUAUAAGCUUUCAACUUGUGACACCCGGUUUAUUUUCACCUCUUCUUUUGUUGUUGUUCACUAAUUAAAAAAAAAGAAGAAAAACUAUCCCUGUAAAUUUCUAUCUUGUUAAUAUUAUCUAACAGACGACAUGUUUUAAUGUGUCAUGAGUUUAUUCGUAUCCCGUUCAGGUUUAGCCUGGAGCUGGAGAGCAAACAGCCGAUGGCCUCUUUGAUCAAGGUUACACUUGUCUUUUCAAUGCAUAACAUGUGACUGAGCGUGUUGGACUCUGUCCGCUGACACCCAGGCAGUGUGAGACACCAGCUCAGUCCGCAGAGACCCGGAUGUGUAAGACUCCGGCUCUGUCUGCAGGGAUCUGAACGGGUGUGUGAGGUCAGGGCUGCUGGGAUGAGCCACACUACAUUCAGACCAGCUCAGUUACAUUUGGAAACCAGUGCCUUACGAUGCAACUUCUCCAAUAGGCCCUGUUAUAUAUGUAUAUUUUAUUUCUUUAUGAAACACAAAAAGGUUUGGAAGACAUGCACCCUAGUGUUCUUUGGGCUGCUCCCUCCUGCAGGGGUCACUACAUGCAGCGAGCAAACCUCACACAAAAACAUUUUGGCUAUUGUUUUACACCGGAUGCCCUUCCUGAUGCAAUCUGGGUUCCAACCUGCAGCUUCAGGAUCACAAGACCACAGUACUGACCACUGAGCUACCACUGGCCCCAAAUACUCUCCCAAAAGUAAAGUCAUGUGGACGCAGAGCGUCUGAAAUGGAGAAAAGAAUUCGGGCUGUAGCAUACAUCCAAAAUUCAUCGCAAUAACAUUGUGAGCAAUAUCCUUAUUUCAAAGAACAGCUUGGCCUGUAAUAAGAGGGUUUUAAUAUUUAGAUGAUAAGAGAAAGAGGAGGAGGAAAAUAAUAUUGUCGUCACUGUAGUCGAUAUUGCAAAUGGAUGUUUUGUUAGUAGUGGGCAGCCCUAACUCAAUUUGUGUUUGUUAUAUAAUAUAAAUGUGUAGCAGAACAAUGUAAAGCUGGAGGCAUCAAACAUUGUUUUCUACAUUUUGGAGUCUGCUGUGACCUGGAUCAAUGGAACAGGUUGGACUUUUUCUUGGUUUUGCUUAUUACAUGUAAGUGGUUAAGUUGUUUUUAACAAAGGGCUGGUGUUUAUGAGCCUCUUUUUGUUAUAGUUAGACAAAUUUAAGACAAAGUUGGUAAAGGCUGAGCAAUGUUUAUUUUUGUUAAUUUUACCAUUAUUUAACCAGGCAAAUCCCAUUGAUAUUACAGAUCUCUGUUGCAAGGGAGGUCUUAGCCUGAAGGCAACCCAUUGUUCAUGUUUUUGGUCUGUGGGGAAACUGGAGUAGCAGGAGGAGAACUUACAAACUUCGCACAGAAAGAACCCUGGUCCAAACUGAGGAUUGAACCCAGGACCUUUUUGCUGUGAGGCGUUCGUGUUAACUGAUCCAUUGUGCUGCCAUGACAUCUACAUGACUGAUAGGUAGUUUGUUGUGCAGAUUACCUCCGGGUUUCUCCGCAUUUACGUACUUAAAACACCUACCGGUACUUCUAUUUUGACUGAAGCUACGAUCUGCUCUAAAACACUUUUAUUGUGAAGGAACACACUGAAAAGACAAGUGUAAACAGGAAGUCUUAAACCGUCUCUUCACACGCAUACAUGACUUGACUUUUAAAGGGUUAAAUAUAUUUUCAUUCUGUGUCGACAAACAUGUCAUAGUUCACGUUUUGUGUGCUUGUUUUUCAUUUUUACCUUUUUUUUUUCAACAAUAAGUGAUCUUAUUGUUAAUAGAAAUGAGCAGAGAUUGUAUUUUGUUGGAAGUUGCUGCUUGAACGCCCUAAAGCCUUAUAA